Bombus huntii is the source of this 3934-nucleotide messenger RNA. RefSeq names its product BRCA2-interacting transcriptional repressor EMSY. The record is from RefSeq and is a predicted model, not a curated record. The transcript has 13 exons. The coding region runs from base 139 to 2061 and encodes 640 amino acids. Gene Ontology annotation, cellular component: nucleoplasm. NCBI's taxonomy places the organism in Eukaryota, Metazoa, Arthropoda, Insecta, Hymenoptera, Apidae. Gene Ontology annotation, biological process: regulation of DNA-templated transcription.
AGUUACAAUAAAAGUAAUUAUACGGCAACUUCAUCUACAACUUACCAUACUGUCAACGAAACGUCGAAAAUGUGGGAAAAGUGUAUGAAUAGUUAUCACAGUUUACGGUGUAUAUUAUAAUGAUUGAAUCAUGCAAUCAUGUGGCCGAUGAGACACGAAACCAUGACCCGCGAUGAAUGCAGAAAAUGUUUACGAUGUUUGGAGUUAGAAGCUUAUGGAAAUAUGGUGUCUGUCUUACGUGCUCAAGGUCCUUUCACUAGUGAAAAACAGAAAUUGCUACAAGAACUUGCUAAAGUUUUACAUAUUUCUAAUGAACGACAUCGUGCUGAAGUACGAAGAGCUGUUAAUGAUGAAAAAUUAGCAACAAUAGCUGAGCAGCUAAGUGGUCCAAAUACUGGUACUGAUUGGACUAUUGAAGGACGACGUGCUAUUCCACUUUUACCAAGAUUAAAGGCUCGAUCUGCAUUCACAACUUUAGCAAAUAGCUUGUCCCUUGCAACAGUAGCAGCAAACAAAAGGAAUCUUCAUGUUCAUGAGAUAGCAGAGGAUGCAAAAGAUAUUACAAAUGAAUCUCCUGUGAAGGUAAAAGUACAAGAAAACUCGUUUAGCAAUCAUGAGUUUGCAUCUAGUGAAGAUAAAUUAAGUGAUGAAAAUGUUCUAACUGAGGUCACUGAAUCAGAUAGGAAUAAAGAAGUUAAUAAUCACAGCAAUACCUCUGAUAGCAGUGAAAAAUGUAUUAUACCUGAGAAACGUAAAGCCUCUUCUCCUCUCUCACCAGCACCUCCAAACAAGGUUCUGGUAGUAUCUUCAAGUUCAAUAGGAACUUUUAAUCAUGGUACUGCUGAUAAAGGAUCGCUAGAAAAUACUAUUCAUUUGUCACGAAUAUCUACAAAUUCGUUACAGCAUCAAAAUGUCACUAUAAUACCAUUAAAUAUUAAUUGUGGAGAAAAUAUUACAGAAUCUAAGGAAUCAGUAGUACAAGAAAGUGCCAGUAACCAUUCAGUAAUUCCACCUGGUAAUUUUGUGAAUACAGUAAUCCCAGUAGGUACAAAUAUUACAAAAGCUAAAGGAAGAGUAAUUACAACGCAAAAUAAGCUUAAUACAAAAAUCGGAUCUGCAAUUCUGGUGUCCGGUAAUGUGUCAUGUACAACAGGAAAUAAAUUUCAGCCUGAUGUUCAAGAUGUAUCUACACAAGAUAGUUUAAGUUCAAAAGUAUCCAUAUCUCACACUUUACAAAAACCAUCAAGUUCAGAAAAUUCAAAUUCAGUUACAAGCAGCACAAAGUGCAUUGUGCCAGUAAUACAUUCUAACAUAAAACCUCCAAUACCUAAAACUAUUACCUCCAGUAAUUCACAUCGACUGAUGGCUGUUUGUCCUGUUACAACAGUAUCUAAUGGACCAGGGCCACCUCAAGCUAAGCAAAUAACAACAUUAACUUGUAAAAAAUUAUCUUCAACGCUCAACAAUCAAACCACUGCCAAGGGUGUUACACUAAAUUCUAAUAAAACUGUAAAUAUAUCUCACCACCCUGAUACAAAAUUAGGAUCUAAAACAAACGUGAUUGUUAUACAAAAGGGUCAAACCAAAGGUGUUACUCUCUCUCAAGCAGGCAAGGAAGUAUUAGGGAAAGUAAUAAUGGGUGGAAAAAGUUUGUGUGUCACGAGUCAACACAAUGCUCCUAUUAAUGUGGUUCAGCGCCAUGUUACAUUGAAUAAUGGAGAUCAAGGUCUAACUAUGCUAUCCACAACAAACUCAUCUCAUACUGAAUCUAUAACAUCUAAUGUAAAGUCUGGUAAUACUAUUAUGUUCAAUCUUCGGCAGGAUGUUUUGGAAAAAAAUAAAGCACUCUCUCAUCUUCUUGAAUCAUCUCAUGUUCUUACCUCUGAAUCUAAGACUGUGAUACAAAAUACUAAUGCUCUUCUUUCAAAGGAACCAAGUAACAGUGAUUUACAUGUACAGGAUAAAGAGCUAGUUUUAAAAACCGAUGCUGUAAUUGCUACUGUUAAAGAUGAGAAACACAGGAAAGUAAAGAUAUAUAUGCAAAUGCAAAUUUUUAUUUAACGAAUUAUAUAUGGAUCCUCUGAACAUUCAAAAAGUAAACAAAUAUUUUCAAAUUCAAACUACAAUAUAAAUACAUAAGGUAAAUUGAUGAAAUCCUAUUUGAUGGCUUUCAUGUUUUAGUAUUAAUUUUACUUUUGUACAAGAUUACGAAGUGUCGUUUGUAUAUUUUUUUUAUGAUUUAAAUGAUUUAUUACAUUGCUUAAAUCAUUUUCUAAAUCCCAAGUUUUUGUAUCUGAUCUCAUGAAUAGUAUUUCAUAAUUUUCCAUACUUAUUUAAUGCACAUUGUCUUUAAAUAAACAUGAUGAUAAAACAUGAUAAGUAGAAUUGCAACUAUUUUAAAAAUAUUUAAUACUUGAUAUAAAAUUAUAUAAUUUAAAAAAAAUGUUUCUAAUGUGCAUUAUUAAAGUAAAAAAAUUUUAACAAGAAAGAGUACUAAAUAAAUAUGAAAAAGAGGAAUAUAUAUAUAUAUAUAUAUAUAUAUAUUCCUGUGCAUUUAACAUUUAACGAAAUUUUAAUCUUUUUAAAGAAAUAAGCCUUUUGUCGGAGAGUUAAUUUAUACAAUUAAUGUUUGUAUGAAACAUGAAGAACAGUACAAUUCUUCAGAUACCUAUAAUACAGUAUAAUUAAUUUACAUUUGGUAUGUGCCAAAUUUGUAAGUCACUGGCAAUUAAACAUUUAAUAGAAAAGAAACCUACUAAUGAUAAUCGUACUUUAUUGGAUCUAAAAAUAAUACUUUUUGUGUCGUAACAAAUUUUGUACACAAAAUAACAAAUUAUAUUAAAUAUAUCAAACAAUGCAAGUUUUCAUAUCCGUACUGUUAAACUUAAGUUCUGUAUAAAUAAAAAAUACAUUCAUUAGAUCAUGUUAUGCCAUUCCAUAUUAAAAAUUACGAAAAUGGAAAACAAUAUGAUUUCAGAAACAAGUCCUUUAACAUCAUUUAACAUAACAUAAAUUGUAUAUUUUGAAAGAGAAAAAUCUAUCUAUAGAAAAUUCCAUUCGUACUUAGUAUUGCACCUGACUCGCAUUUUAAGGUACUAUUUACGUAAAGUCUAAUUUUACAAUUGUUAAUGUAAUUUCUUACCGAAGCUGCCCAAGGUAUUCGGAUUCUUAGAAGAUGUUAGUAGUAUCUUAUUUAACGUAAAAUCUGUGUGACCAUGGAAACUGAUAUUGCAUAUUUUUUAUUGUUGCAGCCAAAUCGAAUACGCAUCGCAAUUAUAUAUAUAUAUGUUAAAUAGAGAAAUUUAUAAUUCUGACACUUGCUCACGCUUUGUAUCAUUAAAAUAAUGUAUAUGUAAGAUAUAAACAGAAUCUUUCAAGAGCCAAGUACAUAGAAUGAUAAUCAAACUUUAUAUACAUAUAUAUACAUAUAAAUCAUAGUUGUUUCUUAUGAACUCCAAAACGGUUCUAUUGAUUCUGAUUUUAGGACUCUAAGUUAACCUAAUACAUAGAAAUAGAAAUUUAAAAUAUUGAUAAACAUGUAUAUAGACUUUGUUAAAAAUAAGAAAAGCUUUCAUUUAAUUCAAAAAAGGAAAUAUGAUGAUACAGUUCUAAAUGAUGAACAAUUUAUAUACAGAUAAGUACAGACAAGGCACAGAACUGUAUCUUGUCUUUCAAAAAAUCAAAAUGUUCAUUUAAUGUUGUUGUAUAUAUACAUAUAUGUAACUUUAGAACUCGGCUAUUCCAAGACUAAUAUUGGUAUUGAAAGUAUUAAAUCUGUGCAAAAAAAUAAAGAAUACACUUUUAUAAGUUUUAAUUCAGUUAAUAAUCUGUUUUUAAUUGGGAAAUUUUAAUAUUUAGAUAGUAUUUCUAAUUUAUUAUCAACUGGCUUUUUGAUGGAAUGGUUGAAGUGUGUAAUAAAAAUUUAUAUAGAGAA